This is a messenger RNA of Eublepharis macularius, 982 nucleotides long. It is a transcript of the gene VKORC1, whose product is annotated as vitamin K epoxide reductase complex subunit 1. The coding region runs from base 61 to 570 and encodes 169 amino acids. The record is from RefSeq and is a predicted model, not a curated record. Gene Ontology annotation, molecular function: vitamin-K-epoxide reductase (warfarin-sensitive) activity. Gene Ontology annotation, biological process: peptidyl-glutamic acid carboxylation; vitamin K metabolic process. Lineage: Eukaryota; Metazoa; Chordata; Lepidosauria; Squamata; Eublepharidae. The transcript is spliced from 3 exons.
CCAGGCCAGGUGAAAGCAAGGUCCAAGGCGGUCGGUGGCUGUGGCUUCCUUGCGAGCAGGAUGGCCGUGCCCGGGUGGGAGCGCGGGGCUCGGCUGCUGUUCUGCGCCUUGGGGCUGGCGCUGUCUGUUUACGCCUUCCACGUGGAGACCUCCAAGGAGCGGGACGCCACCUACCAGGCCAUGUGCGACAUCAGCUCCUCCAUCAGCUGCUCCCGGGUCUUCACUUCCAGGUGGGGUCGUGGCUUUGGCUUGGUGGCAGGCCUCUUGGGGCCCCGCAGUCUGUUCAAUCAACCUAACAGUAUCUUUGGGAUUGCCUUUUACACCCUCCAAAUCCUUCUAGGCUUCUUCAACAGUGGCUUGGCAGCCAUUGCUCUAUUGGGUUCCUCCCUCGUCUCCAUCGCUGGCUCACUCUACCUGGCCUACAUCCUCUUCUUUGUGCUUCAUGACUUCUGUGUGGUUUGUGUUAGCACUUACCUCCUCAACUUUGCCCUGUUGUUCCUCAACUACAAGCGGCUUGGCUAUCUCAACGAAGCCUGGCAGAACCACGCACCCAAAGCCAAACGUCAGUAAGGUGAUGUCCCCUCAGACUGUUGGUAAUACUCUUGAGGGUACAACUGCACAUGGACCUCACUUACUCCUGCAAUUUUUUUAUAACCACCAUCUGUUUUGUAUAACACUAGCAUGCUUCUUCCUGCUUGGAAAUCCCCCAUUUGCCCUCCAGAUCAACGACUCAGUAUUGACCCAGAUCAGCGACUCAGUAUUGAUCCUUCUGGUGCCAAUCAGAUUAGAUCCAUGCAGCCCAGUCUGCAUUAUGGAAUUAAAAUGGAUGUCACCUUUGGUUGGUCUUUUCCUUUUUUUUUUUUAAGACAAACAUUUUUAAUAACUAUUUUCUUAGCCAUUUCUUUCUUCCUUUUAAGUCAUUUUUAUACAACACAGAUUGUACAAAUGUAGUUUAUUGCUAAUAAACUUCAUGUGUUAAGUU